Monoraphidium neglectum is the source of this 4481-nucleotide messenger RNA. Its product is annotated as trithorax-like protein, histone-lysineN-methyltransferase. The transcript is spliced from 15 exons. NCBI's taxonomy places the organism in Eukaryota, Viridiplantae, Chlorophyta, Chlorophyceae, Sphaeropleales, Selenastraceae. Gene Ontology annotation, biological process: regulation of transcription by RNA polymerase II. The record is from RefSeq and is a predicted model, not a curated record. The annotation marks the transcript as partial. Gene Ontology annotation, cellular component: nucleus.
AUGAUCGCGUACGACGACGGCGACGAGGAGGUGGCCCUACUCUGCAAGGAUAAGGGGAAGCUGCUGCUGCACUCGGAGGCCGGUGCUCCCCACCACCCCCCCUCCCGCGCCGACGUGGAGGCACAGGCCGCGGCGCUGCUGCGCGCCGCCGACGCGCGCCAGGACGCGGCCGAGGCGGCGCUCGCGGCGGCGGCGGCGCCGGGCGGCGCAAGGCGGGCGCCGAGGGCGGACCCCAAGCACCAGCGGGCCUUUGAUGAGGCAAAUGCGUGGCGCUUGCGCGCCGCCGAGCUGAUGGACAUUGCGGAACAGCUGCCAGAGGCGGGGGCGGAGCAGCAGCCACAAGCGGCUGCGCCCGCAGCGGCGAAACCAGCAACAGCUGGAGGCGCCGGGGCCGCAGCGCAGGCGAAGCAGCGCUCGCCUGCGAAGCUGCAGGACAGGGGCCGGCAGCAGGAGCAGGCGCGGUCGCCGGCGCGGCAGCGGAAGGCGGAGCGUGAGGAGGGGCGGCAGCCACACGUGGGAGAGCCGCCGCCGCCACCGCCGCAGCAGCAGCAGAAGCAGCAGAAGCAGCAGGCGGAGCGACCUCAGAAGCAGCAGCAGCAGCAGCAGCAGCAGCAGCAGCAGCAGCAGCAGCAGCAGCAGCAGCAGCGGCAGCAGCCCCAGGCCCAGCAGCCCCAGGGCAAGAAGUCUCACAAGAAGCAGCAGCAGGCGGGACCAAGGGAGGAGGGCGCGCCCGGGCGCGAGCAGCCGCAGGGGCAGGGAGAGCAGCCCAAGCCCCCCGCGCGCGAGGACCAGCAGCGCGCGCCUGCACAGGCGCCACCCACAGGAACCGAGGGUGACAGGCAGCAGCAGGCGUCGGCGCCGGCGCCGGGCGAGGCCGCGGCCCCUCUGGCAGCGCCCGCCGCCGGCAGCCGCGUGGGCCAGGAUGGUUUGCAGCCCGCGGCUGCGGACGGCAGACAGGGCAAACAGCAGCCCCGGGAGUCGCCCUCCCCCGCACCCGCCGCGGCGGGGGCGCCGUCUGCGCCCUCCAAGGCGGCCGCGGCGAUGGAUGCCCCGGCCCGCAAGCGCGGCCGGGCCUCAAAGGCGGCGGAGGCAUCGAAGCCGACCGGCGCGGGCGAGGCGGCUGGCGGGGGCGAAGGGGGCGCAGCUGUCGAGGGUGGCGAGGCAAAAAGGGUCAAGGGAGCUGUGGCGCCGGCGGCGCUGGCGGAGGGCGUGGGUGCGGAUGCAACGACGCGCUCCGGCACGGAGGCUGGCUCGCCACCGGAGGCGGCUGCCGCGGCGGCGGUUGAGGCGCAGCUGCAGCUGCAGCAGGGCGGCGUCCCUGGGGCGGCGGUGGCAGAGGGGCCGGCGAGCGCGCCGGCGGCGGUGCCGCAGACGCACGCCGCAAUUUUGGCGGCCGCGGUGGCGACGGCCAGGGCCGCCGCCGAGCUGCCAAUCGAGGAGGCCCUCAGGGGCCUGCCUAGCGGCGAGGCAGCAGCCGCGCAGCUGCUGAGGCGAGGGCCUGCGGCGUCGCACCCGGCCAACGUCCCGGGCCUCGAGCCGGAGCACUUGGUCUGGGCCAGCCGCGCGCUGCCGCGGCAGCCGCCGCCGCCGAGCGCUGAGCUGGCGUACAGGGUCGAGGACAUGCGGGCGCGGCUGGCAGAGGCGCGGGAGGCGUUCGAGGCGGCGCGGGACGCCGGCGGCGCUGCGCUGCAGUGGCGCGAGAUGGACGUGUCCGCGCGUGUGGCGCCCGAGGCGCUGGUGGGGCGCGCGGUGCGGGUGUACUGGGAGCUGGACGACGCCUGGUUCCUCGGGGAGAUCACAGCCUGGGACGCGGUCAGCGCGCAGCACACAGUGCGCUACCAGGACGGCACGGAGGCCGCCCUCUGGGCCGGCGCCGAGCGCGUGCGCCUUGCCUUCAGCGCCGGCGCGCCGCUGCCGCCGCCGAGCGCUGUGCAGCUGCGGCGGCUGGCGGCCGCGUACUGGCGCUGGGGCGCCGCGGUCGAGGCCUGGCGGGACGCGCGGGCGGCAGGCAGCGGGGGAGGCGGCGGGGUCGGCGGCGAGGGGGAGGGGGUGGCGUAUGCGCGGCCCGGGUCUGAGGAAUGGGCCGUGCGCGGGUUUGGCUGCGCCGACGACGAGCGCGACAUUCCCGCCCUGCUGCGCGCCAAGGCCGCAGCCUUUGUCGGGCUCGCGGCGCUUGUGGACGGCGGCCGGGGGCGCGGGGAGUGGCGGGCCCAGCCGCAGCACGGCCGGGGGCGCGCGAGCAGCGGCGGCGGCGGCAGCGCGGGCAAGCACCGGGGCAAGGGCGCGGCGCGGCGGGCGUCGUCUGGCGCGCAGCAGCAGGCGGGGCGACCCGAGGGGACGGACAGCGCGGAGCCCACCGCGGGGUGCGGCGCGGAGGAUCCGCCGCGGGCGUCCGAUGCGGGCGGCGAGGCGGGGUGCGCGGCCGCCGGCGGCGUUCUACAGCCGCGGCAGGAGAAUGGGGAGACGGCGGCGUCGCCGGAGGGCUCGGGGCAGGGCGGGCUCGGGAAGGGGACACUGGUGGCGGAUGAGCAGCAGCAGCAGGAGCAGCAGCAGCAGCGACAGCAGGAGGUGGAGCAGACGCCUGAUGCGAUGGAGGAGGACGGCACGCGGGCCGAGGCGGCCCUCAAUCAGCAUCAGGAGCAGCAGAAGCAGCAUGAGCAGCAGCAGCAGGAGCAGCAGCGCGAGCAAAAGCAAGCCGGAGAGCACCGCGCGCAAGCAACCGCUGCGCCGCCACCCGGCGGCGAGGAGGUGCGGUUCAGCGCGGCGCCCGGCGAGGUGGUGUGGGUGACGUCCAAGAGCGACCCCGUGUGGCCGGCGCUGGUGAUCACCUGCGAGGAGGCCGACGACUUCAGGCGCCCCAGGAAGGACCCCCGCGUGCCCAUGGCCUGUGUCCAUUACUUUGGGACCGGAGGGGCGGAGUGCGGCCGCGAGCGCGUGCCGCUGUCCAGCCUCGUGCCGUUUGGCGUGGCGCUGGCGGCGGCGGUGUUCAGCGGCAUGCUGGUGCAGAAGCGGUCGAAGAAUAGCGCCGGCUACUGCAUUGGGCUGAGCGAGCUCAUCGCGUACCUCAGGGAGGGGGAGCUGCCAUCCCACAUGUGCCCUGAGCACAAUGACGAGCGGUGGUUUGACGACGCCGGCAGCGACGACGACGAGCCGCAGGAGCAGCAGCAGCAGCGGGAGCAGCAGCAGGCGGGCGCGGGGGCGGGGGCAGCCGGGGCCAGGACCAAGGCCGUGAGGAGGGCGCCCGAGGCGCUGGGGCCGGGCGGCGUGCGGCUGCCGCUGUCGCUGGGGCCGGGGCUCAAGCUGCUGUCUCUUGGCCGCGUGGAGUGGCUGAACCGCGCUUUCCACAGCGAAAAGUACAUCUGGCCGGUCGGCUACGCGGCCCGCCGCCUCGCGCGCACGCCGGCCGGCGGCGGCGACGAGGACGCGUGGCACACGGUGGAGGUGCUGGAGGCGGACGGGCGGCCGCUGUUCAGGGUGACACCCGACGGGAAGCCGCCCGUGGAGGGCCCCACGCCGACAGCCGCCUGGGCGGCGCUGUUCGAGGCCGCCGCGCCCGCUAAGGGCGCCGCCCCCGCGCCCCGCGCCGCCGCCGCCGCGCCCGCCGCCGCCGCGCAUGCGGCGGGGCGCUCGGGGCCGCUGGCGUUUGGUCUUCAGCACCCGCGCGUGCGCGCGCUGCUGCAGCUGCUGCCGGGCGCGGCGCGGCUGGAGCGGCUGCUCGCGUGGGAGGGCGGGGGGAGGCCCGAGGUGCCGCCGCUGACCGCCGAAGAGGAGCUGCGGCGCCGCGCUGACGAGGCCUCCCACCAGCGCCUCCCGCCCGGCGUGCGGCCGCAGCCGAUGCGGCGCCACCUGGCGGGCGUGUGCGACGCGUGCGGCACCGAGGCGGAGUAUGACGGGGACUGGCUGGUGGAGUGCGACAGAUGCAGGCUGCUCGUGCACAUGGGUUGCUACGGCGUGGCGCAGCAUCCCGCGGGCGCGCCCUGGCUCUGCGACGUGUGCCGCCUGCCCGGCCUCUCCGCGCCGCCGCCCUGCGUGCUGUGCCCGCGGGUUGGGGGCGCCAUGAAGCCGACGCGGGACGGGCGGUGGUGCCACCUGCUGUGCGCGACGUGGGUGCCGGGGGUCGCGGUGGCGGACGAGAUCAGGAUGGAGCCGAUCCUGGGGACUGACAAGCUGCCGGCCGCCCGCCUGUCGCUGACGUGUGGUGUCUGCAGGCAGCCCUACGGCGCCUGCAUCCAGUGCGCCGGCAGUGCCAAGUGCUACCAUGCUUUCCACGUGACCUGCGCCCGCGACGCCGGCUACAGGAUGAUCGUGCAGGGCAACGAGGAGCCGGGCGCCCACGCCGACGCCGACGGCGACGGCGCUGCCAGCGGCGGCGACGGCAACAGCGCGGCAGGCGGCAAGCCGCGCGGAGGCAGGCGGAAAGGCGGUGGCGGCGGCGGCGGCGGCGGCGAGGGGACGUCGGCGGGCGGGCUGUGCCGGCUGAU